AGCAUGGCCUUUCCCGACAUUCCCUGAGGUCUUUUCUGACACUUUUGCAUCGCCCAGCGAUUUUGUGGCCACUUGUAUGGACCGAGCUUCUUUCGGCGUGCCCUGGCGGCCGUCAUCCGAUGAGGCAGGCAGCCUCUUUGACUACUCAUCGGCCGCUCCCCCCUCCCUCUGUGUCCGAGCAUCCCUCACGGCCUUGGUCGCCCUGGCGUGGCAGCUCCUCUAUGUGGCGGGCAAGAGCAAGUGGGGCAAGGACACCAGCUGCAGGGUCAUCGCACUGCUGCACGCCGCCUACGCCUGCACAGGGGCCCUCUACGUCUGCCUGACCGUCCCCGUAAUCUCAUUCCCCUCUCUGUGUGCCCCCGUGCCUCGGGCAUUCUGGGUGUUGCUGGUGUCGUGGGGCUACUUCUGGUGGGACCUGGGAGUGUCGGUGGUGGAGGAGUGGGGUCGGGACUAUGUGCUGCACGCCCUGUUUUGCAUCUACAUCUACGGCAUUGGGUGCCUCACGGACUUCGGGCAGAAACACGCCGUCGCCUGCAUGCUCUACGAGAUCAGCACGGUGCUCCUGCACACGCAGUCGUUCCUCUCUCUACCGUCGCUGACCGAGAGGGUGAGCCCCUCUCUCCUGCUGGGCGUGAGGGUCCUGUUCGCCUUGUCGUUUCUCGCCAGUCGGCUGAUGUUCGGUGGGUGGGUGACCUACGACAUGUGGACGACCUACUUCGGCCCGACGGGCGAGUGUCUGCCGCUGGCCGGCCGGGUGUCGAUAUUGGCCAUCAAUGCGCUGUUCCACUGCCUCAAUCUCUACUGGUUCGGCAGACUCAUCGCCAUCGGCCUCGGCAAAGGCGAGGGCAAAGACAGGAGGGACAAAGGAGCACAGCGGGCUGCAAUGGCCAAGUCGCCCUCAGAAGGGGCGGUAAGCGACGCGAGUGGGAGUGAGACGCAGUCUGGGGCUGAGUCGCAGAGCGAGAGUGACACCUGCGGCAGUGCGGAAGCUGGGACUCCGGGCACCCCGUCUGAGUCCGUCGGGUCGGCUGCUGCUGCUGCUGGUGAUGGUGGUGGAGAUGACGUCAUGACGGCGGGCAGUGUGAGGAGGCGAGCACGGAAGAGGGAGUGACCGACUGACUGGUUUUGACGGACGGACGGGGGUCCUGGGGGAUGGAUGGGCGGCUUGCCCAUACUAAGAGAAAGACGACCAUUGGGCAUUUUUCUUUUUGCGUGAGUCAUGCAUGUGUAUGUAGCUUGCUUGCAGCGUUUAAAAAACGGCUGACUGACUGACUGACUGAAUGAGUGUGAGUGUGACUGAGUGUGGCUGCCUGCCUGCCUGGCUGCUUUGUUUGUUUAUCAUAUCGACAGAAAGAAGAACAGAAGAAAGAGCCUCCCUGCCUCGGUUUUGUUGGUUUGGUUUAUAGGCACGUACGUCUGUCUGUCUGUCUGAAUGAAUGAAUGAAUGCCGUAGAUAAGAUAAGGCCUUAUUGAGUUGGGUGGUUGGGUGGUUGGUUGGUUGGUUCAUUUCCUUAUCGAUUUUGAGCUGUAUUUGUGUUUGUUGGGUUCUGGCGCGACGCAGCCAGCCGGCCGAUACGAUCGAUGGAUGGCAUGUAUAGGGAGGAGGAGGAACGAACAAGCCCUGCCUGGAUUGUGCUGUGCGCCUGGAUGCUAUGCUAUGCUGUGUGAGGUGAGUGUGUUUCUUGUCUGCAUGAGAUGGAUGAGAGCUGGGGGCACAGCCGGAUGAACGACUGCCUUCAUACCGAGCUGAGGCCUCGCUGUGCGCUGCGCAUGUGUGUGUGUGUGUGUGUGUGUGUGCGCGUCGCGUAUGCUCUGCCCUCAUGUGGUGUGUCUGUGUGGGGGUCAGUGCGCUCGCGCAUUUGCCCCCUUGGCGGUGUGUGUGUGUGUGUCGAUCGUUUGAUGGGUCUGCGUGCAUUUGCCUCUUGUGUGGUGUGGUGUGUGGGACACAUCAGAACCACUCAGGCAGACAAGGACUUAGUGACAUUUAAG
Vitrella brassicaformis is the source of this 1989-nucleotide messenger RNA. NCBI's taxonomy places the organism in Eukaryota, Vitrellaceae. The record is from the annotation of a GenBank genome assembly.